Messenger RNA from Oncorhynchus masou masou (cherry salmon), 2202 nucleotides. RefSeq lists its product as uncharacterized. The record is from RefSeq and is a predicted model, not a curated record. The transcript is spliced from 4 exons. Lineage: Eukaryota; Metazoa; Chordata; Actinopteri; Salmoniformes; Salmonidae. The coding region runs from base 788 to 1513 and encodes 241 amino acids.
UUUUACCGAAGUCGUUGCCUCUCCUUGUUCGGGCGGUGCUCGGCGUUCGAUGUCACCUAGCCAUCAUUGAUCCUUUUUUCAUUUUCCAUUGGUUCUGUCUUGUCUUCCCACACACCUGUUUUCAAUCCCAUUCAUUACCUGUUGUGUAUUUAACCCUCUGUUUCCCCUCAUGUCUUUGUCAGAGAUUGUUUUAUUGUCGGUAUAGUGUGAUCGUUGUAUAGGUGCGCGUCGGGUCCUCGUACCCAUGUUUGGUUUGUUUGUUCAUUUAUUGUUAUGGAGCAUACUCGUGGAACUUUAUUAAAAGACUCCAUUUUACACUCAGUUUGACUCUCCUGUGCCUGACUUCCCUGCCACCUAUUACACCUAUGCAUGACACUCUGUCUCUCCCUCUGCCCCUCCCUUCCCCUGGAUAAAUAUGGUAAUGAUGCCAGCAGCCUCUUUCUCUCCCUCUCUCUCCCUCUGCCCUUCCUGGAUAAAUAUGGUAAUAAUGCCAGCAGCCUCUGUCUCUCCCUCUGCCCUCCCCUCCCCUGGAUAAAUAUGGUAAUGAUACCAGCAGUCUCUGCCCCUCCCUCUGCCCUCCCUUCUCUGGAUAAAUAUUGACGCAUAAAACCACUAUAAAGCGUUGCUCACAUGGACACAGCAACAUCCCUUCAACAGAGGACAUCAGCCAGCCAUCUACAAUCUAGAGGACAUCAGUCAGCCAUCCACAAUCUAGAGGACAUCAGCCAGCCAUUUACAAUCUACAGGACAAUAACCUGCCAUCCACAAUCUCUCUGUGUGUGUAGCUAUGAGGGGAAUUGUCCUUCUCUUUCUGCUGUCUCUCUGGCCUGGAGGCAACGUGGAUGCUAUCAAUGCAGAGGUCUUGGCUAAAGUGGUACAAGAGAUGAGAAGGUUCGGCCUGCAGGGAAGCCAGUAUGCCAUGGCUGUCUUACUCACCCAAGAUCAGUGCACCAAUGGAGCAAACUUAAGAAUAAGCGAGCAACCUCAGAAUGUCCAGAAAGCACUUAAAGUUAACGCGGUCUACACAGGAAAAUGGCUCAUCGCAGCCACACCUCUUAAAAAAGUCCAGGCUGGCAGACUUGAUAAAACAGACCAUGCUGAGUACCGUCUCUUGAGUCCUGGUAAUAACAACCUCAGCCCAAUGAAGACUCUGAUAAACAUCGCUGUUAGGAAUGCUGGUCAAUGCAUCGUCUUCUUCUCCACCUACUCUCCCUGCCUGGAGAAAUGCAACAAACCUUAUGGACAAUACAAUAUUCUCCCCCUCAUAGAGGAUAAUUUCAAACACAUCAAAGACAACAACCUGAAGGCCUUUGUCUUCUCCUCGGUUUGGGACCCUUCAAAGAACCAUACAGGAGUGACCAAACCGACUAAGCAGCUGGUGCUGGACUCCUUCAGGAGAAUAGAAACAUACCUCCCUUUAUAUCGUUGUGACAGAUUCAAGGAAAACAAUAAAUGGGUCAACAGAUGUUACCGUUGUGUCAAUAAACCAGAUGACUGUCUGUCUGGAUACUAAUAGUGUACACUAUCUGUAUGGGUACUAAUAGUGGACACUGUCUGUAUGGAUACUACUAGUGUACACUAUCUGUAUGGGUACUAAUAGUGGACACUGUCUGUAUGGAUACUACUAGUGUACACUAUCUGUAUGGAUACUAAUAGUGUACACUAUCUGUAUGGAUACUACUAGUGUACACUAUCUGUAUGGAUACUAAUAGUGGACACUGUCUGUAUGGAUAAUACUAGUGUACACUAACUAGAUGGGUACUAAUAGUGUACACUGUCUGUCUGGAUACUACUAGUGUACACUAUCUGUAUGGAUACUAAUAGUGGACACUGUCUGUAUGGAUACUAAUAGUGGACACUAUCUGUAUGGAUACUAAUAGUGGACACUAUCUGUAUGGAUACUACCAGUGUACACUAUCUGUAUGGAUACUAAUAGUGUACACUAUCUGUAUGGAUACUACUAGUGUACACUAUCUGUAUGGAUACUAAUAGUGGACACUAUCUGUAUGGAUACUACCAGUGUACACUAUCUGUAUGGAUACUAAUAGUGUACACUAUCUGUAUGGAUACUAAUAGUGGACACUGUCUGUAUGGGUACUACUAGUGUACACUGUCUGUAUGGAUACUAAUAGUGUACACUGUCUGUAUGGGUACUACUAGUGUACACUGUCUCAAUGGUGGAAAUAUAGAAAUGUAUAUUUU